Akanthomyces muscarius is the source of this 402-nucleotide messenger RNA. RefSeq lists its product as uncharacterized. Gene Ontology annotation, molecular function: catalytic activity. Gene Ontology annotation, biological process: nucleotide metabolic process. The record is from RefSeq and is a predicted model, not a curated record. The transcript is spliced from 6 exons. Lineage: Eukaryota; Fungi; Ascomycota; Sordariomycetes; Hypocreales; Cordycipitaceae. Bases 1 to 402 code for a protein of 133 amino acids.
AUGGCAGCCUGCCUUUUUUGUCGUAUUGUCAAGGGUGAAAUUCCCUGUAUGAAGCUAUUUGAGAGUGAGAAGACAUUGGCUUUCCUCGACAUCGGUCCUCUUAGCAAAGGACACGCCCUUGUCAUUCCCAAAUUUCACGGCGCCAAAUUGGCAGAUAUUCCCGACGACCAGCUGACUGAAAUCCUGCCGACACUGAAGAAGCUUGUAUCCGCAACUGGUGCCACUGAUUACAACAUCUUGCAGAACAACGGAACCAUUGCUCACCAGCAGGUUCAUCACGUUCAUUUUCAUAUGAUUCCGAAACCGAAUGAGACAGAGGGCCUUGGCAUCAACUGGCCGGCUACUACCGGCGACAUGGACAAGCUCAAAGCUCUUUGCGAAGACAUCAAGUCUAAGAUGUAA